AUGGCCAUUCUUCCGGAAUUCUUAAGGGAAACACCUCCUGUCACAAGAUACCUUAUUUUUGGCACCUUAUUGACGACUUUGGCGGUAAAUUUUGGGUAUCUUAGAGAAUUAAAAGUAUUUUUCAAUUGGAGGUUAUUCUUAUUCAAAGGAGAGUAUUGGAGAGCUAUUACUACAUUUCUAUAUAUCGGCCCAUUAGGUUUGGAGCCUAUUCUGUACCUGUCCUUUUUUUUACGAUUUAUGAGCAUGCUUGAGGAAGCUAGUCCUCCUCCACGGACGAAAAAUUUUAUGAAAACAAUAAGCAUUGUUUGUGGAUCGUUGUUAGUUUUAAGCUACUUUUUUCAUAUGCCUUUCGCGGCUUCUUACUUUUCCUUUAGCAUGCUUUAUAUCUGGUCUUGGAAACAUCCAUUGUACAGAGUCUCGAUUUUGGGGUUAUUUGAUGUAAAAGCUCCAUAUGUCCCUUGGGUUAUGAUUCUUUUACGCUGGUUUCGCAGUGGAAGCUUUCCUGUGUUGGAUUUAUUAAGUGCCUCGAUUGGGCAUAUUUAUUUCUUCCUCUAUGACUUUGGUACUAUUUAG
Schizosaccharomyces octosporus yFS286 is the source of this 573-nucleotide messenger RNA. Its product is annotated as Der1-like family protein. Gene Ontology annotation, molecular function: misfolded protein binding; ubiquitin-specific protease binding. The transcript is spliced from 4 exons. NCBI's taxonomy places the organism in Eukaryota, Fungi, Ascomycota, Schizosaccharomycetes, Schizosaccharomycetales, Schizosaccharomycetaceae. The record is from RefSeq and is a predicted model, not a curated record. Gene Ontology annotation, biological process: endoplasmic reticulum unfolded protein response. Gene Ontology annotation, cellular component: endoplasmic reticulum membrane; Hrd1p ubiquitin ligase ERAD-L complex. Bases 1 to 573 code for a protein of 190 amino acids.